Molecule: messenger RNA, 5711 nt
Organism: Brienomyrus brachyistius
Lineage: Eukaryota; Metazoa; Chordata; Actinopteri; Osteoglossiformes; Mormyridae
Gene: synpo2b
Product: synaptopodin 2b
Exons: 4
Coding region: 95-3226 (1043 amino acids)
Biological process (GO): positive regulation of actin filament bundle assembly
Cellular component (GO): actin cytoskeleton; nucleus; Z disc
Molecular function (GO): actin binding
Source: RefSeq, a predicted model, not a curated record
CUUUCUCUCCUCUCCCUCUCUUUCUCUCCUUCUGCUUUCUUCUCUCGCUUGUCUUAUGGCUUGGCAAUGAGGGCCCGCCUGGGGAUCGCUCGACAUGUCUUUGGAGAGAUGCUGCCCGUGCGUCUUUCGGAGGGCCUUUUGCCUUUUAAGGUUGCACCCUCCCGGGAAACCGUGCAUCUCCGAGUCUCAGGAUGGACCACGCUAUGGCAGGAAGGAGAAUGACGUCAACUUUCUGGGGGGCAGCCAGACGGCCUGGACCGCCGAUGGAGAGUACCCUGGUUCUGAGGCCGCUCACAAGGGCAGCGUCUCCUCCAAAGCCAUGGUGGAGCUCUACAUCUCUGACCACCGACCAGAGGAGCCGCCACAUGGGGAGGUUAACGGCAGCCUAGGGUUGGGGGGCGUCCACCUAGGUGCCCUUAGCAGCAUCCAGUCCCUGUACAUCUACCGCUCAGACCGAGAGUACCGGCGUUGGGGGGGGCAACUCCAGGACUCCACCUCCUGCUCUCUAGGCCAGGCGGGGGUGACCCUGCAGCUCCCUCGGGGGGGCUGCCAUGGGGAGGAGGUGGGGGCCAAGAGAGAGGCCAAGGCCAGUGGGUGGGUCGAUCCUCCAGAGGAAGGAGGGAACAGAGAGGCGCCUCCUGCCUCGGUCUCCUUUGGAAUCUCGGCAGUAGGUGCGAGGCCAGCAGAGCGGUGGGACUCGGAGUCGGAGAGGGACCUCGGACAGCCCAACAAGCACCGGGCGAGGCUCGCCAGAUUCAGGCGCAGCGAGAGCCAGCUGGAGAAGCAGGCUAAGGUAGCUAAGUCUAAAUGUAAGCGGAUUUCUCUACUGCUUACUGCCGCACCCAACCCCAAAAGCAAGGGGGUGUUGAUGUUUGAGAAGCACAGAGAGAGAGCCAAGAAGUACACACUGGUCAGCUACGGGACUGGAAGGGAGGAACCUGAGUCUGAGGACGAGGAAGACUACCACAGGAUCGAGGUGACCUUCCUAGCUAACGGAGAGCUGCAACUCGACGGGGAGACCUUCGCUAAUGCCUCAGGCUACAAGAUCGGCGUAAACUUUGACAAAGAUAGCGCGCCGCCCGACUUGGACAAGAAGCUGGACCAUCGGGUAGGGAUGGAAUACCUGCCGGAGACGAAGGGCAAAGGGGCUCUGAUGUUCGCCAGGCGUAGGCAGAGGAUCGACGAGAUCGCCGCCACACACGAGGAGAUGAGGCAGAAGGGGAUUCCGGUGGAGGGUCCGCUGGGGCCAGAAAACAUGCCGUCCUACCAGUCCGCGGAGCACACCUAUAAGCAGUCUCCUGACAGCCAGUCCCAUGAGGUCAACGUGGAAGUGGCCAUUCAGCAGCACCAGGCUCCACAGUACCCUCCCACUAUGAAUGGUACGGCUCACUAUCAGCCCGGCGACCUGCAGAGGUUCCAAGUUCCUAACAGGACAGCCCAGCCCUUCUCAGGAGUCCCAAACAGAGUGCCUGUCCCCUUUUCACCUUCAGUGGGCAUCCCUAGCCCAGUGUUAGAUCAACCAGGUUAUUCAGACAGCAAACUCAGAGUAAAUCCUCCUCCAGUUCCUGUGACCACACGGCCUCAGGUCCUGUCACCCACUGACAGGGAACAGAUAGUUUCACGUGAUGAGCGCAUCUCAGUGCCAGCUAUCAGGACCGGGAUGUUGCAUGAUACGAAAAAGAGAAGUGCAGCCAAGACAGCCUUUGGUUCUAAAGAGUCCUCCACAAUGUCAUCUUUGAACCUUCCGAAAGGUGAUAAGAGGCCUGGCUUUGACUUGAGUGUAGAAGAAGACUUCCUUAGUCUAGGUGCCGAGGCCUGCAACUUCCUGCAAGCUCCGGUCGUCAAGCAUAAGACUCCACCACCAGUCGCCCCAAAGCCUAGCAUUAACCUUGCUUCUCCACCUUGGUUAACAGAAAAUACCCAGCUACCUUUGGCUAGUGGAAUUCCAACAUCAGCCAUUGCACCCACUGCAAGUCCCGCACUGGUUGGCUCACCACAACAACACACUACCACAAGCACCUGGAAUCCCCCUGAGCUCCAUCCGCCACUCCAGCAACCUGUGAGUGCUUGGGCUGCACCUGAACCCAAAGUACAACCACCUCCAGGUGCUGCUCCCUGGGGUAUGUCUCAGCCUCAAGCACCAGCCCAGCCACCUUGGGCUGAGCAACGUAUUCCAGUGACUACUGUGCUUCCGACUCAAAACCAGCUCAGGAAUUCAUGGAAUCAGCCUUACAUCUCUGCCAAAUCUGUCGCUUCUCACCUCUCCACCAGCACCUACGGCUCGAGGUUUCCCUCGGUUGGCGGCGCCUCCUCAGCUAGGGCUAUGAGCCCAGCCUCAGACAUGCCCACCAUGAGGGGUAGAGGAGCUGAACUCUUUGCCAAAAGACAGUCACGCAUGGAGAAGUUUGUGGUGGACUCGGAGACGGUGCAAGCGAACAAGGCCCGGGCCCAGUCACCCUCCCCUUCACUCCCAAGUGCCUGGAAGUACUCGUCCAUUGUUCGAGCACCACCCCCUUCAUCAUACAACCCCCUUCUGACCCCCUCAUACCCCCCUGCAGCAGUAAAGUCACCCCCAUCUUCCAGUGCGCCACCUAAACCUAAGACCACCGAGAAGGGGAAACCAGCGCCCAAGCAUAUUAAUUCCUUGGAUGUCAUGAAACAUCAGCCGUACCAACUGAAUGCCUCCCUCUUCACAUAUAGUCCGUCUGUUGAAGAAAAAGCUACCACUUCUGCUACUCAGGUCCCUCCCCCUACAGGCCAAGCAUCAAAGCCCACUGCACCGGGUUCCUGCAGGACUUACUCUCAGAGUCUCCCCAGAAGGCUGCCGUCCAUGUCGUCCAGGUCGGGCUUUGAAUCCAGCUCCUCCACUCCAGUGUUCGAGCCCUCAUGGGAUUCCCUGGAAAGGCAGACCUCGUGGCAGGAGACCACCACCAGGCCGGCUGGGCCCUGGGAGUCCAUGGGCAGAAGCACCCUGGGCCAGUCGUCCAAGCAACGGAGGAGAAGUGAGGGUUUCUACCCAGCACCUCCAGCCUUUAUCGCCACAGCUAAGAGCCCGCUGUCCCCCCCUGCCUCGUCGACCCAGUACGGGCCAUCCUUUGGGCAGUAUCAGUCCCAGCGAUCUAUGCCGGAGGACAGCACCAGGUACAGCGGGUCGAGCUCUGGGCUCAGAAAGCCCGUCAAUCAGCAGGUCUACAGACCAUUAAGCGGCCUGGCCUGGAGACACUAAAACAGCACAAUAUUAAGAGCAAUCAACCCCUCAAAUACAAUAUACCUGUACAAGACGGAACCCAGAGUUUCAGACUUCUGAGACACCAGACACACAUUUAGCCGAUCAUCCCUUCCCUUUUCCCUAUUUAUAGAAACACUGACAUUUCACAUCAAAGAAGGACGGAUACACCGUGAUAUUUUCAUGCCAGAAAUGAAAUCAAAAUUGAUGUUCUGAGGCAAGCAUAGGAGAAGUGAGGCGAACGAUUUUCCAGCCUACAUGCUGUGAUCGGUGUAGCGACGGGCCCCUUGCUGUCACGUCGCACAGCGUCAUGUCAUGUGGGCGUCAACAUAGAGGGAUGCCACCGAAAAUAAGAUCAGGUCCAGCUAGCUACUCCUUACAGUCACGUGACAUACCUGUAAUGAGCAUCUUUUCACAUCCUGUGCAUGUAAAGGUUUAUUAGUAUUCCGGGUGGCUGUGCGUUCUAACGGUAGCCUGAUGUGGCGUUUCCUUGGACACCAUCUGCAUUCUAAAAUCCCCGAGAACUUCUCUCGGUGAUGCACUGCUUGGCUCGUAAGAUCAAUGCACCCACGUCACAUUAGCAUUUUUCAUUCAGCUGAAGAAAACAUCAUUUCGUGACCCUUGUAUGACAGGAAGCUAUACAAAUGAACCAUUUCACUCCAAGGACAAAGUGUACUGAUGCUUAUAAGAGUACUUGAAAGAUGGAUUGGCUUGAAGAUGAACUGAGGAAGAGACUCUGAGAAAGUUAAUAGCAGAAAUAGACACGCGAAGAAAGUUUAAAGAGAUUAAAAAAUACUAAUUUGUGACAAAGCAUUUAGUUACAUAGGAAUAGAGAUGGAUAGACCAAGAGUCAGACAUGUACAAGAAUCGAGCAGAGAGAUGAAGGUUAGAGUAGAUAGUGUCCAGUAUACGUCCAGUGUGUGUAAAUUCUGAGACUGAGUUUGAGGCUUACAGAAAAAAAGAUAUAAUUUCUGAUGGGGCAGAUUAAAAAAAUGAUGUGUAACACUUCCCAUUCAGUGCCCCUUCAUAAUGCAUUCACCGAACAUUCAUAAUGCACUCAUAGAACAUUCAUAAGCAGCAUGCAAGGUCACCUUAACAUCCUAACAUCCCUUAACAGCUUUAAUAUACAACAACAACAAACAUUACAUGAUUAUACAAUUAUAAUGUUUGUUAUUAUUAAAUAAUGUUUGUUAUUCAUGUAUAUUACAGCUGCUAAGGGAUCUUAGGAUGUUAAGGUGUACAUAUAUGAUGUUUAUGAAUAUUUUAUAAAUACUUAAUGAAUACAUUAUGAAGGUGUACUGAACGUUGUACGAAUGCAAUAUAAAAGCAUUAUGAAGGCGCAGGUGAUGUAAAGCCUCAUCUGAUGAGUGUCUGCAGUGGCUUCCCGGCACUCAGGCUUUCGCUUUUAAGUCUUUUGUAACUUUUAAUUAUAUUUGUCAUGAAUUGCAGUGACUAGUAACCUCACGAUGGUUUGUAAAUAAUGAAAAAAAAAAGAGCAUGAAGACGUGUUGACACAGUUUGGAAUUUUGGGGUAAAUAUGUAUUUGAAUCAGGGACAGUAAUUGUGGGACUGUUGGGUAACUCUGAAAUAGUGGCUGGUGGCUGAAAAAUCGGAGGAUGUAAGAAGAUAAUACAUUUUACAAUAUUACAAUACUGAUUAAUUUUCAAAAGAAUAGAGAAAAUUUGUUUCUAAAUGACAAUAAGAUUAUUACUCAUUUCAUAAUUGAAUCUCAAGAAUAGCUCAAUGGUCCAGCCUCCUCUGUUUAGUACACAUAUUGACAUUAAAUAUCCAUAUUUUACCUGCACAGUUUCAUAUCAUGAACCUUCCUACUUUCCCGCCACUAUUUGUAUGAAUACUUACAGGACACUAUGUUUUCAAUUUGUUUAACAAAAAUGCAUUUUCAUACGACUUUAUCCACACUUUCCGCAAAAGCACACGUUCGGCUUUAAAUCCAUUUCGUACCAGCAGCUACUUCUGCUCCACAUAAAUAGUGAUGCUAUUUUUAUGUGAUUUCUAAAGUGUGUAAUAAGUAAGUAAUGAUUUGAAACAGUUGAUUAAUUAUGUGAUGUUUUAUGAAUGGGAAAAGACAAGAAUAAUUACUGUCUCUAGUGCUGUUUCCAUGGUAUUUAAUGAAAGGUCUGUGUCUGCUAUUUAUUACCUGUGGUGUUUUCGCUGCUCUGCGGCGUGAGUCGUCCCACUUGGUUUUGGGUCGCCAGGGACGCUGACCGCUUCUCUAAGGCCGUGGAUCAGCCCAAAAUAUUCAGACAGCAUGAAAAACUUACAACGAAUGGCCUUUGACUGAUACUUUCCAUUUUAAUUGUUGCUAAAUAUAGAGCAAAAUGACGUAAUAACAUGAUACUAAAAUGACUCAUUGUGGUAAAAAUAAAGUACUUUUUUUCUAAACAGCAUUUAGGAGAUAGCUGUGAAUGUCGCACAUUUUGCACUGUCUGAACGAAGUGAUGCAAUUAAACAUUUUACGACGUGC